UGCACCCUGAGCCUGCCCGUCGCCUGCGUUUCUAGAUGGCUCCCGCGAAGAAGGGUGGCGAGAAGAAGAAGGGCCGUUCUGCCAUCAACGAGGUGGUGACCCGGGAGUACACCAUCAACAUCCACAAGCGCAUCCAUGGCGUGGGCUUCAAGAAGCGUGCUCCUCGGGCACUCAAAGAAAUCCGGAAAUUUGCAAUGAAGGAGAUGGGGACCCCAGACGUUCGCAUUGAUACCAGGCUCAAUAAAGCCGUCUGGGCCAAAGGAAUAAGGAAUGUUCCGUACCGUAUCCGUGUACGUUUGUCCAGAAAACGUAAUGAGGAUGAGGACUCCCCGAACAAGCUGUAUACAUUGGUAACCUACGUGCCUGUUACCACAUUCAAAAAUCUACAGACUGUCAACGUGGAUGAGAACUAACCUGCUGAAUGUCAAAUAAAGUUGAGAGCUGACUGCGCUCAGGGUCUGGCUUCCUUUUGUCUGCCCCACUCCUCACUCACUGGUGGAGGUGUUUGGUGCUGUUUAGGGUAGGACACACGUGAGGGUUAUUGUUGGGAGUGGUUUAAGAACCUCUGCGGAUUUCUGUGCUGCCCUGGCUGCCCAGGAACUCCCAGAUCCAUGCACCUCUACCUCCCAAGAUGGGAACUAAAGGCAUGCACUGCGAUGCCUAGCUUGUUGUCUUUUAAGAAGCCACAGUGUUAGGUUCAUUUUAGUUCCGGGUGUAUGUGAGGUGAAGGUUGAGGUUGUGUUGUCUGGGUCCUGGGAAUUGAACUUGUGUUGUUAGCCUUGGCCAUCUAGCCAUUGAGUCCAUUCCCUGCCCUGGAAUAUGCUACUCUUAGGACAGCGUUUGGUUUUUGAGACAGUUGCUCUAUAGACCAGGCUGGCCUAGAAUGCAACAUAGACACACGCCUGCCUCCUUGGUGCAGCUGUUUCGUGGGGUUUUGUUUGUUUAGAAGUCGGUACAAAAGACAGAUUUUUAUUAAAAACCUUGGGGGCCAACAUUGAAAGCAUGGUUUAUACAUGUUUUUGGAAGGACAUACAAAGUGAAUACAACGAAAUAUAUUAAAAUGGUUUCAAUUACCA
Molecule: messenger RNA, 1076 nt
Organism: Phodopus roborovskii (desert hamster)
Lineage: Eukaryota; Metazoa; Chordata; Mammalia; Rodentia; Cricetidae
Gene: Rpl31
Product: ribosomal protein L31
Exons: 4
Coding region: 36-413 (125 amino acids)
Biological process (GO): cytoplasmic translation
Cellular component (GO): cytosolic large ribosomal subunit; ribosome
Molecular function (GO): structural constituent of ribosome
Source: RefSeq, a predicted model, not a curated record